CUAAAUAUAUUAGAUCUAUAUAGCAACAAUUAUUUUUGAAUAUUUGCUGGGAGUUGGAUAGUUACAGAGCGUCCCAAACUGCUUUAUGGGAUUGAAUUUUGAGCAUUUAAAAAAAUGGCGAAUUUCAGCGACGAUGAUUCUCAAGUUGAUGCAAUAUUAGGUCAGAGAAAGAGGAAAGGUGCUCUUGAAUAUCUUGUACGAUGGAGAGGUGAUGGAGACAACAUAGAAAGCUGGGAAUCUGCUUUAUCUAUAGGUUCAGAUUAUGCAAAAGUGAUCCAGAAUUUUUUAGAAAGUAAAAAGAGUGAAAAAAAGCGAUCUACCUCAAGGUCAAGAAAAGUUUCUCGUUCAAGAUCUAGGUCGUCAUCAAGAAAUAGAAAGUCUUCCUCUGCAGAGAAGUCAAAAUCACGUUCACGGUCACGAGGUCGUCCAAGAAAGUCUGAGUCUGUACAAAAUAAAGAGAAGACAACAGAAGAAGUAGACGGAAUAGUUACAUCGACCACUCCAAGUAAAAACACACGCAGCAGAAAGAGUAUUGCCAUAUCUGACGGAAAUUUUAAGGAAUCAGCAAUUGUAGUAAACACUGUAGAAAGCAUUAGUACUGAGUCCAAGAGUAACACAGACUCCAAUAAUAUGGCAGCAGCAACAUCUACAUUCACAAAAGAGUUAGAAGUACAACGUGUUCACAAUGAACGUUGCCUUGUUCGUGAUGACGAUAAAAAAUCUCGAAGCCUUGUUUGGCGAGUGGCUGAUUAUGCAGUGAUUGUCCUCUUUAUUUUGUCCUUUAUGGCUGCACUUUUUUUAUUCCUUGAGAAAAUUGUUGACCUCAAAGAUUUCAAGUCACAGGCUUUUCCAAAUAUGGAGACUUUAAAAACUAGGCUGACAGAUGGUUUUCAAAGCCUCUAUGACAGUACUUUUUAUCUGCUUGAAAGACUGGGUGAUCUGUGGCUUUAUUUAACUCAACAGCCCCAAAAAACCAGUGCUUGAAAUAUUGUUUAUCUUGUCACUGUCCUAGAAAUGGAUCAAACACAUUUUUUACUGCUUCCACUGUUGUCAAAAUCAAAUUUUACUCAAGUGUUUAAUUAUUUUGUAAAUUGGGGUAUUUCAUUGUAGGAGUUGGUAGCAUUUUAUUUUUUUAGUUAGUUAUAAAUUGUUGUUGAGGGAUUGAUAGAUAAAAAUUGUGCUUUAUAAUUAAGGUUAGUGCAAUGGCUGGUGUUAGGCUUAAAUAUUCUAAAUAGAUAUUUCUUUUCAAUAUUUAUACAUUUGGAGUGGUAAGGAACUCCUUUGAUUUCUGAAGUAAGCAGACUUGUAUACUACAGUACUACAUGACUUUAAUUUUGUAACAGCAUUUAGCAAAGAUUGUUAAAAUCAAAUACUGCCUUUAGAUGUAUGUCUUAUUCAUAUGUAAUCACUACCCCCCUCCCCAUUUUUUUUCCCAAUAAAAAAUAAAUUUGGAAACAAAAACUUUCUUUUUAUUUAAAAUAGAAUUUUUUUUUCUAAACGAAUAUUAAAAUACAGUUUCAAUUUAUGCUUGUUAUAAUUUGGACUGAGUCUUUUAAGUUUAUGUUGCACAAUCAUGAUUAUUAAUUUCUGCUAAGAUUUUUACUGAUUUUUGCAUGCAUGCUCAUGACUUUUUUUUUUAGCACAUUUAAGUAGAGCAAGUAGUGUGUGUAUUUUUUUUUUUUGACUCUAUAUAGAAUUACUUUGUGAUUUUGUCUGCCUUGCUAUGCUCUACAUUUGCUUUUUGAUAGUUUGUUUUUCAAUCAAUGAUUGUUUAGCCUAGAUAUAUUGGUGUGUUGUUCACAUAUUAGCUAGUUUCUACUCUGUGCAAUAAAGGUAGAAAAGAAAUGACCAAAGAGUUACAUGUCAAGCUACUGUUGGGCUCCCACUUGAUUUCCAAUCUCUUUUUGAUUUUACCCAUUAUUCUGUGCUGUGUACAUUGUUAGAAUUGCUCUGUCCACACUCAUCCUUGACAUUGCCUUGUGUAUCCUCACCUUGUGUAGUGCCUGUUUUUUUUAAGUAACCCUUUUUUCAUUUUUAGAUCAUUUGAAAGCUUUCAGCUGCUUUCUUAUCAUUCUUGGAGGUCCUUGAAUUAUUUACAAUUUAAAAUAAAAAACGUAAGUUCAUUGAAUUUUUUGGAAGACUCAUAAUUGUUCAUGCAAUGAACAUACAUUCCGGUACCUUAAUAUUUUAGCAAUUUUGUUAAAUGAAUUUUUAAAAUUGAAAAGUUUUGAGAAUAUUGGUUAUUGACAUUUUUUAUAUUGUGGUCAUAUAUAUAUAUAUAUAUAUAUAAAUAUAUAUUUAUAUAUAAAUAUUUUUUCUCUCAUUAAAAAUUUUUUCAAACUACUCCCAAAUAUUAUCUAUGGUAUCUUAAUUUGUCUCUGAAGUCAUCUCUUUGAGUUAUACAUUUUUUUCAAAAUAAGCUUUAUGAUAAUAAAAUUAAAUAAUGUCUACUUGUUUCUCCUUUACUGGGUGCAAACAUAAAAUGUGUAAUGGCCUUUUCUUUUUCUCUCGGAAUACUUUUAAAAAAGAUGUUCUUGAUUUUACAUCUGAUUGACCAACUUGUUGACAAUAUACAUUGUUUGUUUGUUUGUGUAACUAUUCCUCUCGAUAGCUCCUGACUGGGCUUUUUUUUUUUUUUUCUGGUUCAGUAACUAGUGGACCAACAUUUAUUACUACUGGGGCUAGACCUAAUGAUAUAUGGGUUUGGGAUUGAGCAAUUUUCUUUUUUAUGGUUUACAUCUCUGUCAGGAACUUAAUUGUGUAUGUUGUAAGGUUCACCAUUCUCUUAGGAAUCACUUAAUUGUGUAGGUUGUAAGGUUUACCAUUCUCUUAGUGGACAUUAAAUAUAGUUACAGUUUGUAUAAUUAAAAGAGUCCUGCUUGUGGAAUAUAUGUAUCAGACUGUAUAGAUUAACCCAACUUUUGUGUCAUCUGCAUAACCUUGGAUAACUAUCCAUUUUAGUAAAUUUAAGCAUUUUUAUUUUGUAUAUUUGCAAUCAGUCCUGUAUAUAGUUACCUUUGAAUAAUUAACCAAUUUAUCCCAUAGCAUGCAUAUUAUACACACUUUCAUACUAUGCAGAAGUAACAUGUUCAAAAGUGACUAUUUCUAUUAUAACACUACUGUUUUGUAACUAUUAAUUCAAGAAAGAGUGAUGUGAUUCAAGCUUUAUUUCUCUCAUUCCAUGACAUCCAUAGAUCAACACAAAUAGUACUUGAUGUUGUACCAAUGUGAGAAAUUGUAUUCGUUAAAGGAACUAUUGAAUUUAUUAACCCUUAACUUGUUUCCUAUUAUUAUGACCCAACAUUCCCAGAGAAAAAUAUUUUUGUACCAUGUAAGAUUUUUUUUUAUUUUAAGGAGUAGUUAAGCUUAAAACAUGCAAAAUUUUGUUUUUUAAUUUUAAGGUUGAAUGUUGUGUUCUGUUUUUGUGAAUUGUCAUGUAAAUGGUCUCUGUACUUUUCUAUCUCUGUAAUCCUGUGUAGUUGUCCAAAUGUACAAAUAUAUUAAAAGUAUUAAGACAUUUUA
Biomphalaria glabrata is the source of this 3522-nucleotide messenger RNA. Its product is annotated as chromobox protein homolog 5-like. Gene Ontology annotation, cellular component: pericentric heterochromatin. Gene Ontology annotation, molecular function: chromatin binding. Gene Ontology annotation, biological process: negative regulation of transcription by RNA polymerase II; chromatin organization. The transcript has 5 exons. The coding region runs from base 115 to 984 and encodes 289 amino acids. The record is from RefSeq and is a predicted model, not a curated record. Lineage: Eukaryota; Metazoa; Mollusca; Gastropoda; Planorbidae.